GCUGCCCUUUUUCCAUCAUCACAGUGGACGAACAAGUGGAGAAAUCAUGAAUCACCAGUGAGGGCCUUACAUUGAAGCCUUUAUUGUUGGUUGUAGAUAGCUUAAUUGCUGUCUCCAUUAGCUCCUGUAGCGUUUUGAAACGGAAGCUAGGGCAACGAGUUACGUAUUUUUAAUACAACAGUACUGUUCUUUUAUUUAUUUUUUUUGUGUGUGUGUGUGUGUAUGUGUGGCUUCAACGUCAGCUAGCUAAACCAACUAGCCUCAGUUAAACUUGCACUUUUUUGUGUACUAUGGCCGACAACGGGGCGCACCUGACCGAGGAGGAUCCUGCGGCGGCUUUCCUGGCCCAACAGGAAAGUGAGAUUGCGGGGAUCGAGAAUGACGGAGAAGGGUUCGGGGCGCUGGAAGGAGCGGACGACGUGCAGCCUUCUCAGACAGCAAACUAUGCGAAGCAACAGAGACGACAGCAGCGCCCAAACAGGUGUGGCAGCAUUUCUAAGGUCUUAACACUUUCAAGACCAAGAGACGCCAGUGACGAGGAGCCCGCAACGGUGAACGGAGACCUGUUCCAGGAGUCUAAUGGCCCAACAGACAGCUAUGCAGCCAUCGCCCAGGUGGACAUUCAGAGGCAGGAACCGGAAAGCUUGCGCAAGUGGAAGGAGGAGCAGAAGGCUCGCCUCGAAGCAUUAGACUCAGCUUCCAAGGCAGCAGAGGCAGAGUGGAGAGAGAAGGCCAAGAAGGAGCUGGAGGAUUGGCAUGUCCACCAAAACGAGCAGAUGGAGAAGAAUAAGGCCAACAACAGGAUUGCUGACAAGGCUUUCUACAAACAGCCCAACUCUGAUGUUAUAGGCUUUGUAGCGUCCGAGGAGGCCUUCCUGGCGGAGACCGACGGCGACAGCCCGGGAUCCGAGUGGGAACGGGUGGCGCGCCUGUGCGACUUCAAUCCCAAAACCAGCAAGCAGGCGAAGGAUGUCUCCCGAAUGCGCUCCGUUCUCAUCUCUCUAAAACAGACGCCUUUAGUCCGCUAACCGCAGCGCUUCGGAGAAUGUUCCCGGCAACGUCGCCUUUUCGGUUUUAACGACACGUUGUGUCCGAAUGAUUUUAGUCCUUUUCCAAAAGAAUUCCCGACAUGUUAAAAACCUUUUAAAACUUCCUGCCUUUCUUGAUGCCUAUAUAUUGAUAUACUUAACCUGAGGCUCCUGUGAGAAGACGGACUGCUCUGUUACACCUUUCUAGUGUCUGCUUUAAUGUCACUAUACUGAAGAAAAUACUGUUACUGUAAGUAAAUGGGUUUUUUUGUCUCCCCCCCCCUUUAACACUUUGUUUCUACCAAUAUUUUUGAAUGCCUAGUUUUUAUUCAUUCUUUAAAUUAACAUUUUGGUCAGACUCUUACUAAAUACGAACUAGAUUGUAUCCAUUUAUGCCUCUCAUCAAUUUAUAACCAUGCGUCACAAAUGUUCACGUUUUGUUUGGCAUCAAAUCACUUAUUACUUAGGUUCUAGGUAGCAAACAUGUUUUGUUUUAUUUCACAGACAUACGCUUGUGGCCUUUCUGAUCUCGCUUAGAGUAUUAAGCCAGAUACUUUUCUCACUGAUGAGGCAAUUUUGUUUUGUUUUUUUUGCAAAAAAAAAAAAAAGUUAGAGUCAACCAAAGACAUCUGCUACAGUUUGAAUUUAGAAAUUAAAAUUUGCACUCUUUUGUUUCACUUAUCUUUCUCUCCAUCUUUGUGUUACACCAGCACACAGAACUUUCAAUACAGGUAUUCAUUUCAACAGUGAUGUCUGCACAUUGUUCACAUGUUGCCUAUUUGGAAAUAAACAAAACACCGAAUGUUUGAAGGGACGUGGGAAAAUUAAAAACGGGAGGAAUCUGCAGAUCACUUGAUUUAACUUAAAAUAUUCCCCUGCUGAGCUUGUUGCCAUUUCAUAAACCUUGGAGAUGAUCACUUGAAUAAAGUCAUGUGUAGCCCAGAA
Gambusia affinis (western mosquitofish) is the source of this 1973-nucleotide messenger RNA. It is a transcript of the gene cltb, whose product is annotated as clathrin, light chain B. The transcript has 7 exons. NCBI's taxonomy places the organism in Eukaryota, Metazoa, Chordata, Actinopteri, Cyprinodontiformes, Poeciliidae. The coding region runs from base 291 to 1028 and encodes 245 amino acids. The record is from RefSeq and is a predicted model, not a curated record. Gene Ontology annotation, cellular component: plasma membrane; postsynaptic endocytic zone cytoplasmic component; clathrin coat of trans-Golgi network vesicle. Gene Ontology annotation, biological process: intracellular protein transport; clathrin coat assembly; clathrin-dependent endocytosis. Gene Ontology annotation, molecular function: clathrin heavy chain binding; structural molecule activity.